AUGAAGUCGUAUCAGAAGCUGACGACAACAGUGCCACAGCCGGUGGCAUGCCGGGUGGAGGAGGAAGGGGCUGCCCCCGUGCCUGCCAGCCGUGGGAAGCUGGCCCCAUGUUGGGUGGGCAGCGGGCUGCUGGUGGCCGCCGUGCUGCUGAGCACUGUCACUGUCUGGGUGCUGCGGCAAGUAUCGGGGGGCUGGCCCGGACCCACACCACCCCCCAAGUGUCUCCUGGUACCUGAAAGCCACCGCUUUGACUGCUACCCAGAGCGGCGCGUGGUGGUGACCCAGGAGCUCUGUGAAAGCCGGGGGUGCUGCUUCAUUGAGAGCCCCCCGCUGGCGGGGGGCAAGCGGGGGGUGCCCUGGUGCUUCUACCCCCCUGACUUCCCCAGCUACACCCUGGAGAGCCUCAACCAGACAGCACUGGGCAUGGUGGGGUUGCUGGUGCGGAGGGAGAAGGCCUAUUACCCACAGGACAUCGAGAUGCUGAGGCUGGACGUGGAGUUUGAGACGGACACACGGCUGCACAUCAAGAUAACGGAUGCGGCCAACCCGCGGUACGAGGUUCCCCUCGGCGUUCCCCGGGCAAUGAAGAAAGCAGAAAACCCCAUCUACAGCCUGGACUUCUCCCAGAACCCCUUCGGCGUGCUGCUGCGGCGCAGGGCGACAGGAACAGUACUGCUCAACACCACCGUUGCCCCCUUGAUCUUCGCUGACCAAUUUCUCCAGAUAUCCACAUCGCUCCCCUCCAGGUUCCUCUACGGGCUAGGGGAGCAUCGCAGCACCCUCCUGCACAGCCUGGACUGGAACACCCUCACCCUGUGGGCCCGUGACGUCUCUCCCACGGAAUCAUUCAACCUCUAUGGCGCUCACCCCUUCUACCUGCUGAUGGAGGAGGGCGGAGAUGCUCACGGGGUUUUCCUCCUCAACAGCAAUGCGAUGGAGGUGGCCCUGCAGCCUGCUCCGGGUCUGACCUGGAGGACUAUCGGAGGGGUGCUGGAUAUUUACAUCUUCCUGGGGCCCGAUCCCAACAUGGUCAUCCAGCAGUACCAGCAGGUGAUAGGUUUCCCAGCCAUGCCACCCCUCUGGGCACUCGGCUUCCACCUCUGCCGCUGGGGCUAUGGAUCCAGCAAUGAGACCUGGCAGACCGUGAGAGCCAUGAGGAAUUACCAGGUCCCCCAGGAUGCACAGUGGAAUGACAUCGAUUACAUGGAUGGGUACCGGGACUUCACCUUCGAUCCCCAAAAAUUUGCCUCCCUCCCCUCGCUGGUGGAAGACCUCCACAAACAUGGGCAGCGCUACGUUAUGAUCUUGGAUCCUGGCAUCAGCAGCACCAACCCUCAUGGCUCCUACUGGCCUUUUGAUGAAGCCUUGAGACGGGGCUUGUUCCUCAACACCACCCAAGGGCAGCCGCUCAUCGGGCAGGUCUGGCCUGGCUACACUGCCUUUGCAGACUUCUCCAACCCAGACACGCACCAGUGGUGGCUGGAGAACUUGCAGCGCUUCCAUGCUCACGUGCCCUUUGAUGGCCUCUGGAUCGACAUGAAUGAGCCAUCCAACUUCAUGGAUGGGUCUGAAGAUGGCUGCCCUCCAGGAGAGCUCGACAACCCACCCUACACACCGGCCGUGCUGGGCGAUUCCCUCUCUGCAAAGACGGUGUGUGCCUCGGCGAAGCAGAAAGCCUCGGUGCACUACAACCUCCACAACCUCUAUGGGCUGAUGGAAGCCGAAGCCACGGCGAGCGCACUGAUCCAGAUCCGGGGGAAGCGCCCCUUCAUCAUCUCCCGCUCCACCUUCCCUAGCCAGGGCCGGUACUCGGGCCACUGGCUUGGUGACAACCGGAGCCAGUGGAAGGACAUGUAUUACUCCAUCCCAGGGCUGCUGAGCUUCAGCCUCUUCGGCAUCCCGCUGGUCGGGGCGGACAUCUGCGGCUUCUCUGGCAGCACCUCGGAGGAGCUGUGCACCCGCUGGAUGCAGCUUGGUGCCUUCUACCCCUUUGCUCGCAACCACAACACCCAGAACGAGAAGGUUGAGGGCAGCGUGCCUG
Molecule: messenger RNA, 2041 nt
Organism: Leptosomus discolor (cuckoo roller)
Lineage: Eukaryota; Metazoa; Chordata; Aves; Leptosomiformes; Leptosomidae
Source: RefSeq, a predicted model, not a curated record